Drosophila subpulchrella is the source of this 1776-nucleotide messenger RNA. RefSeq lists its product as uncharacterized. The record is from RefSeq and is a predicted model, not a curated record. The transcript has a single exon. Gene Ontology annotation, cellular component: pericentric heterochromatin. Lineage: Eukaryota; Metazoa; Arthropoda; Insecta; Diptera; Drosophilidae. Gene Ontology annotation, biological process: negative regulation of transcription by RNA polymerase II; chromatin organization. Gene Ontology annotation, molecular function: chromatin binding. The coding region runs from base 1 to 1776 and encodes 591 amino acids.
AUGUCUGACACUAACCCAAAUGGAAAGCGAUCCGCUGGCGGAGAAUCGCCCAUUGAUGAUCAGGAUGCCGAGUUUAUCGUAGAAAAAAUAGUCGGCAAAAGCUUCCUUAACGGCCGUCCCCACGUCCUUGUCAAAUGGCAGGGCUAUCCAAUCGAGCAGAGCACCUGGGAGCCGCUCGAGGAGAUGGACAAGUGUCUCGAUUUGGUGAGCGACUACGAGCAACAGCUGUUCAAUGAUUGCCAGGAGAAGGCUAAGGCGAAGGUCGAGAAGGAGCUAGCAAAGGACGUGGACCCAAAAGUUGCCACCACUUCUGUGGGAGCCGCUAAGCAGUCCGAGGGAUCCUCUGUCCAGGCCCAGCAGGUGAAGGUCGUAAACGAACAGCCUGAUCCUCUUCUUCCCACCACCUCUUCUGGUGGAUCUCCUACCAAGGUCAUGCCGCAGGGGCUUCCACCAUUUCCUGUCCUAAUAAAGCAAGAGGAUCAGGAAUAUCCCACAAUGUUGUCCGGAAAGAGGAAGCCUGUGGUAUCCUUUACCGAAGAGAAGCAGCUGACAACCGUGGAGGAAGAGGAUCCGGCCCUUGCCGCCACCUCUUCUGGCAGCAACCCUUCCAUGGGAUCUGUUGACCUCGUAAAGCAAGAGGUUCCGGACUACCCCACCCCGAUUUCCUCUUCCCAGGAGAAACAGCAGAAUAUUGUGGAGGAAGGGGAGCAGGGGCUUGCCAUCACCUCCUCUGAAAGCAAGCUGGCAGACACUUCUAUCGCCAAUGCCGUCGUAAAGGAAAAGGAUCAGGAGGCUCCCACCACCUCUUCGAAACGCAAAACGGCUUGGGGAAGCAACCAGCCUUGGAAUGGCAAGAAGAAGGGAAAAGGCGGAAAGAAUAAGGCAAAGUUGGCCAAGACGUCGAAGGCAGCCUCUACUCAGCCGAAGCCGACGACUAUGGACGUUGGAAGCGAUGUGAAUGAGGACCUUCCCACCUCGUCUUCGGUAUCCUUUACCCAGGCAACGCAGCCUACAAAUUCACUGCCUGCCGCGACUGGAAAAGGGGCAAAGCCCAAGAAACUCAAAUUGGCAUCAGUCAAGAAGACAAGCGACGAAACUUUGGGAUCAGCCGCCUCUACCCAGCAGAAGCCGACGAAUAUGGACGUUGGAAGCGAAGUGGAUGAUGACCUUCCCACCUCGUCUUCGGGAUUCAUUACCCAGGCCACGCAGCCUAAAAAUUCGCUGCCUGCUGCGACUGGAAAAGGGGCAAAGACCAAGAAACUAAAAUUGGCAUCAGCCAAUAAUACUAGCGACGAAACUAUAGAAGCAGCAGCACCCCUUCCGUUGGCCGCCAGUGCUGCUUUACCUGAGAAUCCCUUACAGGAUGCAUUGAACGCCCUGCCGAACCUGGAGCAGAUGACGAUUAGGGAUCCAGAUCAGAUCAAAAUUGACCAGCUGCUCGCAGAGCUGGAUGACCGCCUGUCUAGGCCAAUCGCAAACGCCUUUAAUUUGUCCAGGGCACGUGGUAACGGUGGACGUAAUGGCCGUAAUGGACGUGGCGGGCGCAGGGGGGCAGGAAAUCCCUGGAACCAGCCGUACCAGGGUAUCUUUGGCUUGGAUCGCGGUCUGGAGAUGGAAAAAGUCGAGCACAGCUUCAAAAUUCGAGAUCUUCACUUCUUAUUCGUCACCUGGAAGGGCUGCCCCGAAAUGGACACAGUCACUCUUCCGUCUGUCAGGUACUUGUACCCAAAGCUUGUAAUCGACUAUCUGGAGAUGUUGAAGGGCAAACGUCGCUAA